AUGCGACAAGAGCCCCCAACAGAAAACCCGCGUAAAUUCAACCCCUUCAAGGAAUCAAAUUCACAAACCCCCCAAACUCUCACACCUCACUGCACCCCCAACACCUCCAUCAUCGCCGCCGCUUCUGCUCCCUUCAAGCUACCAUCAUCUUCCAUUCCGUCACUCAGAAACUCGCAGCCUCCCAUUGCCCUCCCCUUCAGAUUCGAUUCGGCACCUCACCGCGCACUCUCUCACUCUGCUCCGCCCGGACCACCGCUGGCGAUUUCCUGGAACACCGCCGCGGAAUCCGUCUCUGAGUUGUGUCCAAAUAAGAAGACUAAACCGAUCGUGGUUAUCGACAACUACGACAGCUUUACGUAUAAUCUCUGCCUGUAUAUGGGAGAGCUGGGCUGUGAAUUUGAAGUGCUCCGAAACGAUGAGCUGACUGUUGAUGAUCUAAAAGAGAAAUAUCCAAGAGGUAUAUUAAUAUCACCUGGACCUGGCACUCCUCAAGAUUCAGGAAUAUCGCUGCAGACGGUGCUGGAGCUUGGACCAACUGUACCGGUAUUUGGUGUGUGCAUGGGAUUGCAAUGCAUUGGAGAAGUCUUCGGAGGAAAAAUUGUGCGAGCUCCCUAUGGAGUGAUGCAUGGAAAAUCUUCUCCUGUUUAUUACAAUGAGGCUGGGGAAGAUGGCUUAUUUGCUGGGUUAUCAAACCCAUUUACAGCUGGUAGAUACCAUAGCCUGGUUAUUGAAAAGGAAAGUUUUCCUAGUGAUGUCCUUGAGAUUACUGCAUGGACAGAAAACGGGCUGAUCAUGGGUGCUCGUCACAAAGUGCACAUGCAUCUACAGGGAGUUCAGUUCCACCCGGAGAGUAUCAUAACCAGCGAAGGAAAAACCAUUGUGCGCAACUUCAUUAAGCUUAUCGAGAGAAACGAAGCUAAAUCCAAAAACUAGACUCUCUUUAAAAGUUCUAUAUUUACUUAUUUAGUCAUUCUGAAUCAAAACCACAGUUUCAUGUUAUUUUUAAGUUCACUACAGUAAUAAAGCAACAUAUUUUACUCAUCGACAUUGUAGUGUGUGAAUGUGAUAGGAUAAGUAUGAGAAGAGGUGGAGUUGUGAUUCCAUGUGGGUGAAGCUCAACUCAAAAGGUGGUUAUAGCCUUUGGAAAUCGGUUAUCCACGUCAGCUCGGAAGUAGCCGUUUGAAGUGAGGAUCGGGAGUAACAGCACGAGUUUGUUGCGAGAAGAUCCAACCUCUCUCUGUUUCUGUUGAAACCAUUCACAUAUAAGCAGUCGACGCGCACACACACAAGUAGUUAGCUCAAUCAUAAUUCUCUCGUUCUUGUGGUAAACACUCAAUAGCUUCUUGCGGUUUUGCUCAUUGAUUCAUCGAGAGAUUGUAGAUAGAUCGAGAGAUUGUAAUCUUGAGAGUGAAGUGAAUAAAGUUUCAUUUUGUUGUCCGUGGA
Molecule: messenger RNA, 1443 nt
Organism: Salvia splendens (bonfire salvia)
Lineage: Eukaryota; Viridiplantae; Streptophyta; Magnoliopsida; Lamiales; Lamiaceae
Product: anthranilate synthase beta subunit 2, chloroplastic
Exons: 7
Coding region: 1-933 (310 amino acids)
Biological process (GO): L-tryptophan biosynthetic process
Cellular component (GO): cytosol
Molecular function (GO): anthranilate synthase activity
Source: RefSeq, a predicted model, not a curated record